Molecule: messenger RNA, 423 nt
Organism: Gymnodraco acuticeps
Lineage: Eukaryota; Metazoa; Chordata; Actinopteri; Perciformes; Bathydraconidae
Product: interleukin-34-like
Exons: 4
Biological process (GO): positive regulation of macrophage differentiation; positive regulation of cell population proliferation; positive regulation of protein phosphorylation
Molecular function (GO): macrophage colony-stimulating factor receptor binding; cytokine activity
Source: RefSeq, a predicted model, not a curated record
AUGCAGUUCAUCUCAUUAUUUGUUCUGGUUUCCGUAGGCCUGUUUCUGCUAUCGCCUGUUAUGAUGGCCCCAACACCAGCCAGCAUGUGCACAGCCUUGAAGACACUCAACGGUAGCCUCAGCAACAGGCGGCGGUACAUGAAGCACAACUUCCCCAUCAACUACACCAUCAGGGUCCAUUAUGAGGAAGUCUUCAAACUGUCAAACAUUAACAGAAUGAGGUUACAUGUGGAGGGAUUGGAUGAGCUAGUUCUCCAGAGGUUGUGGUUCCAGGUCAACCGAGGCGUUUUAAAAAAGAUCAUCCGGGUUAUGCCAGAGAGACAUCCUUCACGUCAAUACACCACUGAGUUGGAAAGGCGCUUCAGGGAUGCGGAAGGCGUGUUUGUACAGUCACAUCCGGCUGAGGUAAGCCAGAGUUCAUGA